AUUUCACUUACACACUCGGUUGUCACCUUGACCACGGCACGUACAACAUACCAACAGAAUAAUCUCGCUAAAGGAUCAACAUGAGAUCAUUAGUAAGUCAAUUAUUCUUCACAUCAUUAAUUAAUAUUCGUUGGUAAUUACAUUUCAAUUACCCUUUCACUGUUAUUGUACGAGAUUCGCAAAGGUUAAUUCGAUCCAACGCAUUUGUAGGUGCUAUUGAUCCUCGUAGCGGCAGCUAUUAUAAGCGUUUCCUGUAGGGAAACGAAGGGAGAUAACCGACCAUUCAGACCACCGCCGAAGGGCAAACGCGGCGUCGUUGAAUAUUCCGGCGGCGGAUCCUCCUACAAUUCUCCCCUCAUAAGUUCCGGAUAUAGCGGCGGAUCUUAUUUAGGACAUUCGGCGGGUAUUCAGAACCUAGGAGGAGGAGGAGGCAUUCUCGGACACGGUUCUAUAGGAUAUUCACUGGGAUCUGGAGGACUCACCGUGGGUCUUCAAGGACUCAAUUCAGCAGGACACUCCGGGCAAUCCUCGUACGCUACGCCUAGUCUAAGCUCCGCCGGCGGGGGAGGAAGUAUCAGUCUGUUCAGUUCGUCCAACAAGAAUGGGCCAGUUACUUUCGGCGCGCACGGUGGCGGUGUUUCUUCAAGCAGUUCCAGUUCUAGCAGUUAUUCGGUACCAAUCUACGCAACGGGAGGCCACGGAUUGUCGUCUUACGGCAGCGGUGCCUCAAGCAGUAUCAGCCUUCCGGCGAUGUUGGGAUCCGGCUACAGCUCGUACAGUUUGCCGGGAGCGUCGUCAUCGAGUCACAGCCUGCCAAUCCAAUCCAUUGCCCCGAGUUCCUCCUAUCACUCGGUAAGCGGAGGUUUAGUAAUUGAUUCCAGUUCACUUGGAAAAGGAUCCUCUGGCUAUAGCAUCCCCGUUUCUUCCUCUCACGGAAGUUCGUCACUUGGCGGUCUCUCUGGCUCGAGCGGUAGCUACUCUCUCCCAUUAUCAUCGGACGGAUCCGCUGGUUACUCUUUACAAACCUCUUCUGCAUCACCCGGCGGUCAUAUAACUCUUUCCAGUGGAUCUUCCGACUCUGGUUAUUCCCUUCCCAUUUCUUCUGGAUCAUCCAUCUCUAGCUCCCAUUCCAAUUACAUACCAUCUUCCUCCGAAGUGUCGUAUUCAUCGGGUGGAAGCACCAGCUACUCGAGCCCCUCUUCCAGUUACUCUGAUUCGAGUUCCAGCUAUUCCGGAUCAAUUUCUAGCUAUUCCAGCCCCAGUGUCAGCUAUUCCAAUCCCAGCUCCAGUUAUUCCGGCUCAUCCAAUGGAUACUCUGCUAGUUACUCAGCGCCUUCCACUUCGUACAGUAUUCCAGUAGAUGGUUCUCAUGGUUCCUAUUCAAAUCUGAGCCCUAGAUACAUUGCGUAUACCAGCUCGAAGGGUUACGAGAGUUCAAACACCGCCAGCAAUAAAUACGAUACGAUCUCGUAUUCCAGUCCAAGUGGAAAAUACUAAAUUACCAAAUUGUUGAACACGUCUGCAUACGAUCCCACAUGCGGGAAACGUAGUCUUUAACGGAUGAACCGUGGCCCAUUCUUAGAUAAGUCGAUCGUAUGACACCGUGCUAAUUUAUGUCUAAGUAUUUACUAUAAUUGUUUUAUUUAAGACGCUGUUGCAUAUUUAUGUUGUUCGCUUCGAGUACCAUUGUAUGCGUUUGGUAACAUCGACAUUGUGAUGUUUGUUUCAUAGUUUUUAUGCAUAUCAUGUUGUUCAUAAUAAAG
Messenger RNA from Heterotrigona itama, 1763 nucleotides. The record is from the annotation of a GenBank genome assembly. NCBI's taxonomy places the organism in Eukaryota, Metazoa, Arthropoda, Insecta, Hymenoptera, Apidae.